CGUAACGUUUUUAUCAGUUAUGCAGCGCUCUUCCAAAAAUUUCGAAAAAUGAGUCGGCGACGAAGGCGAGCUGAUUUCAUAGAUUCGCUAAAUAGUUUUCAACAUUGUGAGACUGAUACGUUUUCUUCAAUGUCUCAAGACAGUUUGAAUGAAAUUCAAAGUAAAGAUAAAAGUAAUCAUACAUCUGAUAAUAUUACGUGCAGCAAUAAAGAUUCUCCUAUUUUAGCUGGCAGCUUUUCAAAACUUUCUUGUAUACAGAAUCCAUCAAUUAAUUCAUCUUCAACUAUACAUUCUACAUCAAAUUUAAAUAAGUGUAUUGACUUAUUUCAAGAUGAACAGUUAUGUGCUAAAGCGGAUAAUAAUAAAGAAAAUAAUAAUCCUCAGAAUGUUACAAAUAAUACAUCUAACAAAUUGUCAAGUACAAUGGAAAAGCAAACCACAGAUUUGCAUCCUAAGUUACAAUCCAAUGCAAUGUGCAAAAAUUUAAGAAGGGAUACCAAUUACAAUGUAAACAGUAAUAGAUUAAAUGCAAGUUCUAUUUCGAAUAAUGCAUCUAAUACAAAACUGAUACCGCCAUUUGUUUCUCCCCAUUGUACAGAUGGAAACAAACAGAAUUUUUCUAAAAAUUAUGAAGAUGAACAUGUGGAUAUUGAAACAAAAAAAUUUGAGACAAUGCUUUGUUUAUUAGAUAAUUACUUUAAUCAAGCACAAGAAGUUUCACAGACACAACAAGUAUUAAAACGUUUAUCUGAUAAAUUCGAACAAUCACCAAAAACUUUUACUGAAAAACUCUUAACUAUCAUUGAGGAGUCUGUCAUGUAUGAUGAUGAUGAUGCAAACAAAACGUCUGCAAUAAAUUUAAGCAGAUUAACAACAGAAUUUCGAAAAAUGUGUAAAUUUAUUGAAGAUGAAUCUGCUCCUGAAUGGCUUUCAUUUCAAAUGUCUACAUUUGCACACCCAGAAGCUUCUAUAAGCCCUGCGUGUAAUAGAUCUACUCACAUAACAAAUUGCAAAAAUGAAAAAUUAUGUUCUCCCAUAAAUACAUCUCUAUGUACUACUCCUGUCUCUGGUAUAGAUGUAAUUAAAAGAAGAUUCUUUGCUAAAAUAUCAAAAUGUAAUUCUAGUAAGAGUAUUAAUAAUGUAGAUAAUGUAAGUAGUACAUCUUUCGAACAUUUGGAAGAUCAGUGUAAUAGAUUAUUUCCUAAAGAAAAAGAAUGUUCUGCCCCUUCACAUAAAAUUUUGUCAUUGCCUUCUUUGUUAAGUAUGAGUCAUAUUCAAAAUAUAUGUGAGCAACAAAUGGCAUCAUUAAAUGUGUCUGAUGAUGUAAAUCCACCAAAAAAUAAAGCAUUAAGUACUCCAAAUUUAUUGGAUAUAUGUCAAAGUCCAUCUAUAAACAAAACAGACUUUAGUUGCUCGAAGUUAAAAGGAUUACACAAUAAAUCACAAGGUAAUCAGUGUAGUGAUAUCUCAUAUUCUAAGAAAAAAACUAAAAAAAUUAAUGAAAAGCCUGUUUUGAAUAUGGUGACACCUGAUAAGGUAAAUAGUUAUGCAAUACUAGAUCUAGAUGAAUUAGAUAAAUCACUUAUACAAGACAUAGCAGAAAAAAGGAAGAGAUGUCUUAAUACAGCAAGAAUUAUUACAGAAAUUAAUGCAGAUCCUGAAAUUAUACAGAUACAAAAAACAUUGAGAAUGUCUCCUAUGUUUGCUAAUGAUAGUGAAUCAAAUUCAUUGAAUGAUGAAACUAAAUUUUUACAAACUCUAAUCUCUUGUAAAGACUAUCAAAUCUGUUUAGAAAAACAUAAAUCUCUCUUGAAGAUACUUGAAAAUUCAAAUUCUUUUGUAAGUGAAAGUAGCUUAAAGAAAACUGAGGACGCUGAUCCAAAAUAUGAAAAAAAUAUAGUUUCUAAAAAAGAAACCAUAAAUAUUAAAAAGACAUCUAGUGGAACAAAAUUUAAUUCAAGUCCAAAUAUAAAAUCACCAUUGUUAAAGAAACAGGGCAUGGAAGAGAAAGAGAUACAACAAAGUGUAAAAACAAAACUUUUUACGACACCCGGAAAAUCUCCUUUAAAUAAGAAUUGUAAAAAGAAAAAAACAUAUUUUCCUGAUAUGAAUACUCCUGUACAGAAUACUAAAGUAAGACACAUUUUAAAAAGUCCACAUGCAGAAGGCUUAUAUCGCUUGAAUUAUAAUACUAUAAUGUCACCAGUUGGUAUGUAUAUAAGAGGCACAGAUAUGCAACUUAUAAAAAAUGUACAUGCUAAAACAGAUAAUUUAUUGCUUACUCCUGUGAAACAUAAUACUAAAUCAUUAUCAAAUACAAACUCAAAACAAAAUGCUUCGUCAAAAACUAUAAAUAAAACUCAAAAAACCACAACUCUCAAGAUUAAUUUAUCUCCUAGAAUGAAUACAAACGAACAAGAGGCACAUGUAAUAAAAACACCAGAGUGUGGUAAUACACCUACAAGUCAUUUUGUCCUUCCUAGGGUUUCAUAUAAACUUCCUUUACAAGUUAAAACAAUAAGGAAUAGUAAAUCGCCAAAACAUGGAAUUCGUGUCAAGAAAUUACUUGAAACUGCUCAAAGCAAAGUUGUUAUCCGACACGAAGCCCGGGUAAAUUCAGCGCAAAAAGGGAAGAACGCAGCAAGUAAUGGGAUGUAUGAAAUUAAUUAUGAACCUGAAGAUGAAUCCAUACAUGUUGAAGAAGCAGCCAGAAAAACGAAUUUUAUUAAUAAUUGGAGAAAUGCUUAAAUUCUAUUUAAAUAUUUGCAAUAAACUGAAUAUUUCAUAUUUUUAUUAUAAGUAACUUAAGCAUUGGUAAAAAGCAAUAAUAUUUAGUGAAGUACAUAUAAUUUUAUUUAAUUUAAUUCCAUAUUCUAAAAAAAUUCCUAAUGAACUUUACAACUUUUACUUCCUAUUAAAUAAAUAUUAAAUAUAUAGCAUAAAACGAGGUACAUACGAGUGAAAAUACAUAUUGCCUUAUUUAUGCUUUCUAAUAGACUUUCUAAUAGAUUUUGGGGAAAGAAUGGAAAGAAAUUUAGUUAUUCGUUAUUCUAAUAGUAAGUCAUUGCUCUAGUAUUUGCAUAAAGUUUGUAGAAUAAACUUUAAUUCAUUGUAGUAUCAGACUCUGGUAGUACUAAUGUUUUUAUCUCAUAAUGUAGUGUAACGUGCAAUAUUCAUUGGUUUCGUGCUGCACUAUAUCAGGGACGUAAAUUGUGUAUCAAUGUACCCCUAUGUAUCUAAAUUGUGUAUCUAAGUAAUUCUACUUAGUAGCAUUUAAAAUUAAAUAUAUACAGACAAUCGCAUUAAUUUCUAACAGUAGAAUUGCCAUAGUUUGAAGUUAUUUGUUCCUUUUAUUAAUUAAUUAUAAAAUGUGUAUUGCAAUAUUCUGCGAUAUAAUAUAUGAUGAAAAACCUUAAUGCAGAAAAUUAAACAAUUGCAUAUAAUUAUUAUCAUAUUAGAAAACUGUGACAGAUGUUGAUAUAAUAUAAAGAGUAUUUGAAAUUCCAUAAUUCUAAAUUUAAUGUAUGAAGCUAGUGUGAAUAAGUACGCUCCUGCUUUGCGCAUGGCACGCACGAUGCUAGUUGCACACGCCGUUAAGAUGCGUUAGUAUAAGAGGGCUUAUGGUAGGAGAUGAUCGAUAAAUUCGAACGGGUACGCCGGAACUAACAAGUGAUCAUUCAGCUUCCAAGUGAUUCGAACCAAGUAACUACGUAAAAACUACAAAAUGCCGGGACCAGGCUGCGACAAGUGCUCUGAUAAAUGCCAACAAUGUCAAUGUGGCGACAAAUGCAAGUGCUGCGACUCCUCAUGUGGAGACAAAUGCGCUUGUAAAUCUGGCGGACAGUGUAGUUGUAAGCCCUGUAAAUGUUAAAAUUCAGACAGGACGCUAAUAAAUUGAUCAACACCGAGAAUGGAUGUUGCAAUUUUAGAUGUCAUCAUCAGCUUAUGCUUCCCCUACUAUUAUUAUCAUUAAUAUUGCAAAAUUUUAUCGCAAAGAAUAAACAAUAAUACAUAUUAUAUAGGCAGUCAUUAUGUCACUUAAUAAAAGUAUUAAAAGUUA
This is a messenger RNA of Bombus pascuorum, 4060 nucleotides long. Its product is annotated as probable serine/threonine-protein kinase DDB_G0282963. The transcript is spliced from 7 exons. Bases 49 to 2748 code for a protein of 899 amino acids. NCBI's taxonomy places the organism in Eukaryota, Metazoa, Arthropoda, Insecta, Hymenoptera, Apidae. The record is from RefSeq and is a predicted model, not a curated record.